AAUAUCUAAAUUGGAAUGACGGUAACGUUUAGGCAUUUAGGAGGUUAAGGAAAUAAGGACUUUGAACGACUUGAACGCAAUCUAAUGAUUUAAGAGUUUCACGCAUAAUUAUGGAUGAGUUCGCCUUUUGAUAUCGCACUACGUAUUCCAUCACGAUAGAAUAUAAACGUGCAGUAUUGAGAAAAAUGGAGACUAACGGAAACCGGCCUGGCCGCAAACUGAAAUGUGCAAGUCGGGCAGAAAUAUUACGGUCGCAUCAACGGGACGAUGAUUUCAUUAAAUUCUUGCGGGAGAAGCUGUCCGAUAUAUUACAGAAUAUCGGGGUGCACAGGACAUUGCUUCAAUACAUUCGGUCUGACAUUCCAUUCAAGUUAUUAUACUUUAUUUUUACAUCGGGCAUGGGCAAUCAAACGUUGGGCGAGGAAUAUACCGGCAUAGUACAGGCUAAUUUAGAGCAACGCAAAGUUCCAACGUUGACUGUGAGAAUAUUAGCUGCUAUUUUAGAAUGUUUCGGUGAGAGAACGUUGCUCAAAUUACUGCAACAGUUGCAAGCGUAUGUGAAUCAUCCACUUAGAGAGUUGACUCCAGCAGCGAUAAUGUUUUUAAAUACUUUACUAUCCAAGUUACGCACAAUGAUACCUAUAAUUAUAUUGUUCCACAAGGGGAUAUUUUACGUUUACGGUAGAUACUACAGCCUGGGAAGGAGAAUUGCUGGAUUAGAUUAUACAAAGAUAUAUGGACCUCGACCCAAGGAUACCGUCAGCUGGGGAUUAAGAUUAUUAGGAUUUGCUACUAUAAUUCAAUGUCUGUUGAAAAUUUGGCAAAGUGGCGUAAUACAAGAUACUGCUGCUAUAAAUACAUCUAAUUCUAAAUACAUCAGUCACAAUUGUCAGUUGUGUCUAGAAGCAACAGCAACAACCGCGACGCUAUGUGGUCAUCUAUUUUGCUGGAGCUGUCUUAGCGAAUGGUUACGUGUUAAACCGCAAUGUCCAUACUGCAGAGAAUACGUACCACCAUCGAGAAUUGUCCAUCUGAUGAAUCUGUAAU
Messenger RNA from Cyphomyrmex costatus, 1047 nucleotides. RefSeq names its product peroxisomal biogenesis factor 10 (gene Pex10). The transcript has 3 exons. The record is from RefSeq and is a predicted model, not a curated record. NCBI's taxonomy places the organism in Eukaryota, Metazoa, Arthropoda, Insecta, Hymenoptera, Formicidae. Gene Ontology annotation, biological process: protein import into peroxisome matrix. Gene Ontology annotation, cellular component: peroxisomal membrane. Bases 186 to 1046 code for a protein of 286 amino acids. Gene Ontology annotation, molecular function: zinc ion binding.